UCUUGACAGAUUUAGGUUUUAUGGACGUGUUUUGUUUAGAGAUUCAGAGACACUAAAAACAGUGAAAUUAAUGUGUAAUUUUGCAUUGAUAAAUGGAGGAGAAAUUAGAGGCUUAUCGAAGAAGGAAGCGUCGUGAGGAAACGGUUAAGGGAUUUAAGGAAAAGUUCGUUAAAAUGGUUUCCUUCCAGCAAGUUCGUGUGGAUUCUCUGAGGACGGAUUCUGCUGAGAAGGCAGUUGAUCAGAUAUCAGUGGACGAACCACAAAAUGUAAAAGACAAUGAGAGUGAUAAGGAAGACUUGACAGAAGUUCCGGAUGAAGUUUCUGUAACGUCAGAGACUUCAGACAUGGCACUGGGGGCUCCCAAGAGAACAGCAUUCACAUACUUUAUUUACGUGCUCUACUUCCUCCUCUGGGCUACAUGCUACGCCAUUGCCAUCGAACUGCAAUUUGGCGUGGUGUUCUUCCUCUUCUCAGCCCUGGGGGCAGUUUAUCUCAACACCCGGACACGGCCCAAACAGCCCGGCGAGAUCAGUGCUUACAGUGUCUUCAAUAAGGACUGCCACGCCAUCGAUGGAACCCUCAAGGCUGAACAGUUUGAGGCAGAAUUGCGCUACGCUGCCAUCAAGUAGCGAUUCUGCUGUGAUACUGCACCAGGGCAGAUAAGACAAGAGCCCCCAAGAAGCACUGUGGGGUCUGUCUUAUCUGCUGAUACCAUUUGGUUGAGUCGCAAUUCCUUAAUUUAUCUUAAUAUAUCAUUUGCUGUGAUUUGGACGCAGAUACAAAAUAAAUUUUAUCCAAAAAAUGUGGGAUUUUUCUUUAAAAAAAUUUUAGUUUUUCUCUUUUUUAAAUUGCACAAAAUGAGGGAAAUAAAUAAAAUAAUCUGAAGUCCCAAAUACUUGGAGGAUUUAAUUGUUUUUCUACAUUAAUCAACAAUUUCCUUGAUGUCCAAAUUGAUAUCAUACACCAAUAAAUUGAUGAUUAAAAUGGUGAUUUAAUCCAAAAAAAAAGAAUAAGAGAAGAAACUAAUAAAAGGUAAUAAAUUUUAAAAAAUUGUAAAAUAAAAAACUGGAAGAGAAACACCAAAUAAUUAAUAAAUUAAAAUUUAUAAUAG
This is a messenger RNA of Phlebotomus papatasi, 1111 nucleotides long. It is a transcript of the gene Saysd1, whose product is annotated as SAYSvFN domain-containing protein 1. The coding region runs from base 93 to 629 and encodes 178 amino acids. The transcript is spliced from 2 exons. Lineage: Eukaryota; Metazoa; Arthropoda; Insecta; Diptera; Psychodidae. The record is from RefSeq and is a predicted model, not a curated record.